GGAUAUAUUGUGUGGAGUACGCUAUAGCAGGCUGGGUAGUACUCCGUGUAUCAGGGGCGAAGGUACUCCAGAGAAGGACUUUUGCCCACGGAGGGACACUAAAGCAAGUUUAACCAUCCACGACAGAAGGAAAUAAAACUAAUAACAAACCAGACACACAAUGUCUUCACAAAACAAAGACGAAGGUGGAUGGGCGAAGUCUGUGUGGGAUUCAGAGAGAAAGGAAUUUCUCGGACGCACCGGUACUAGUUGGUUUAAAAUCAUUGGAUUCUACAUCAUCUUCUAUUCAUUCCUAGCCGGUAUAUUCGUUGGCACAAUCCAGGCUUUGCUGCUUACCCUCAGCGCCUACAAACCCACUUGGCAAGACAGAGUCUCACCCCCAGGAUUGUCACACUCACCUCGUUCAGAGAAAUCCGAACUGUCCUUUAAUUUGAAUGAUGUGGAGACAUACUUGAAAUAUGCCAAGGCCAUGAGGGACUUCUUGGAGCCCUACCAUGAGGAGAAGCAAAAGGAUCAGUUGAAGUAUGAGGACUGUGGAGGCUCACCUGAAGAGUACAAGAAUCGGGGUGACCUUGAGAGUGACAUUGGCACCAGAAGAGCCUGCCGCUUUGAGCGGUCAAUUCUUGGGCCAUGCUCUGGAAUCAGCGACCGCGAGUUUGGCUACAAGGAGGGAAAGCCUUGCGUGAUUGUCAAGCUGAACAGAAUUGUGAAUUUCCGACCAAAGCCUCCAACCUCCAAUGAAAGUAUCCCGGAGGAAGCCCAGUAUAAAGUUCAACCCAAUGUGAUCCCACUCUUCUGCACCCAUAAGAGGGAAGAAGACGCUGGCAAAGUUGGUGAGAUCAAGUACUUCGGCAUUGGUAGCGGUUUCCCCACGCAGUACUAUCCGUACUACGGCAAGGCACUGCACCCCCAGUACCUCCAGCCACUGGUGGCCCUCCAGUUCGUCAACCUCACCUUCAACGAGGAGCUGCGCAUUGAGUGCAAAGUGUAUGGAGACAACAUUGAUUACAGUGAAAAGGACCGUUAUCAGGGACGCUUUGACAUUAAGUUCAUGGUCACCAAUUUAUGACCUCAGCAAUGACACGCUCAAUAGGCAUUUCUUCUCUGACCUCUCCUCCUUUCACGCCUCCAUCUAAAAACAAACUAAAGUAAUUUAGGAGAAGACAAAAAAAACAUGAGAUGACAUCAGAAACAAAACUUGGUCUCGAACAAAAAAAAAAAACAUUGCCACAUAUAGGACCUACACUUAACCUGUACGCUUUCCACUAGCUUUUCUGCUUCUGUCUAGGGUUAGAUCGCAAAACUUCGGGAGGAUUAGCAAUAGCAUAAAAGUAUGUACUCUUCUAUAAAGGUGAGUAGUCUUUGAGCCACAUGACAUAUCCAGUUAUUCCUGUAAAUGAAAAUUCCACUACUGAUGUAGCGAUGCAGUGUUUUUGUCCCUUUUAAGUAAUGUGUGGUUUAAUCGAUUUUCUUUUUCUUAUUGGAUUGUACAGUAGUUACAUGUUGGUAUGUGCUUUUUUUUCAAAGCCAUGUUGUAAUCUUUUCUUUUUUUUCUCUUAUGUGAGCAAGCUUUAGAAGUCAAAGAUGUCUAUAUCUAUGUAUGUAUGCUUGCUUACUGAAAAUUCGGGUACGCUACACUCUGAUCUCUUAAGGUCUGUGUGUGUGUGUGUAUGCGCGUGCGCACGCGCAAGUUGGGUGGCUGCACUCCCUAAAGAUUCCUUUUUGUUCUUGUUUUUAUUUUCUUCUGGUCACUACUUUGUAUUCUUUCCUUAAGUAUGAUUGUGGGAGAAUUUUUUUACUACACCUAAUUAAUUUCUUUUUUUCAUAGAAUCACCCAUACAAGGGAAAAGGGGCAUAAUCAUAUUUUUCUCUUUUUUUUUUUUGAUCAGAUAAUUCUUUUCUCUUUCUUCCAGUCUCUUACACUUUUGCCUUUUCUAGGGGUAAUGGUGCUGACUCCAGUGCUUUUAAAAGAAGAAAUUCUCCUUUUAGUGGAUGCAUCACAUGAUGUGGUGGUACUUUUAUAAUGAUUUUUGGGGGUUUUGUUUUGCCAUUUGCAUGGUGGGACAAUUUUACAUUUCUGCAGUUUUACAUCGUGUCAUGUCUAAUUCCAAUACCAAAGUCACUGUGGGAGGAACAGUAGAAAUGUAUCAGAAAGAUUGCAGUGCCCCAUAGUCAACGAUAUUUUUGUCGAUGUUGAGUGCUCAUUGAAUGUCCAACGUCAGCCCAACACCAGAGGUCAAAUGUGCAACUAUCAAGUCCAUUGAAUAAUUUAUUUAAUCCAGAUAAACAUUAACAUGAAUAAAGUGGAGAAACUAUG
This is a messenger RNA of Clupea harengus (Atlantic herring), 2317 nucleotides long. It is a transcript of the gene atp1b1b, whose product is annotated as ATPase Na+/K+ transporting subunit beta 1b. Gene Ontology annotation, molecular function: ATPase activator activity. The record is from RefSeq and is a predicted model, not a curated record. Gene Ontology annotation, biological process: potassium ion import across plasma membrane; intracellular potassium ion homeostasis; intracellular sodium ion homeostasis. Lineage: Eukaryota; Metazoa; Chordata; Actinopteri; Clupeiformes; Clupeidae. Gene Ontology annotation, cellular component: sodium:potassium-exchanging ATPase complex.